Molecule: messenger RNA, 803 nt
Organism: Drosophila willistoni
Lineage: Eukaryota; Metazoa; Arthropoda; Insecta; Diptera; Drosophilidae
Product: metallo-beta-lactamase domain-containing protein 1
Exons: 1
Coding region: 20-697 (225 amino acids)
Source: RefSeq, a predicted model, not a curated record
UUAUUUCAUUAUUAGCGAAAUGACAACAAUACACUCCGUAAAUAAAGUAAUCGUUCUACAGAGUGGUUAUUCCCGCGAAGAUGCCGAAAAUCCUAACGCCAUGAGAGCCAAUUGCACUUGCACGCUUAUUCGUUGCAGAGAUGGCACCAACGUCAUAGUGGACACAAUGACCUCGUGGGAUGGAGAGCACUUGAAAUCUUUGCUGGCAAAGGAAGGCUUGGAAGUGAAUGAUAUUCACAUUGUUGUCUGCACUCAUGGACAUUCCGAUCACAUUGGAUGCAAUUAUUUGUUUCAAGCGGCUGGCCUUCAUUUAGUUGGAGCCUGUGCAUCAUAUCGUGAUCUUUACAUGGAUCACUUUGGUAGCGGCAAUCCAGAUGAGGAACUUAAGUUGGACAAAAAUGGCGAGGUAGUUGUUCAACGUACUCCUGGCCACACAUUGAGUUGUGUCUCUGUUAUCGUAGACAAUACAGAAACUGAAAGAAAGAUUGGGAUAACUGGUGAUCUCUUUGAACGAGUCGAGGAUGUGGAGGACCAAAACAUUUGGUUGGAUGCUGGUAGCGAAGAUGAGAAACAGCAGCGAGUGCAGCGUAGUAGAAUUGCCGAACUAUGUGAUUAUAUAGUACCUGGACAUGGUCCUAUAUUUGCCGUAGAUGACCGUAUUCGAGACAAAUUGAAAGAGGAUAUGAAGAAGGAAUAGCAGCUAUUUACUAUAAACCAAGGAUGGGCACGUAGUGGCUCUUUUGGCUCCCGUGGCUCUUUACCGGCAGAGGCUGGGCAGAGAAAAAGGUUAUUUUUUGGUCUCG